Messenger RNA from Tetranychus urticae (two-spotted spider mite), 1031 nucleotides. RefSeq names its product ras-like GTP-binding protein Rho1 (gene Rho1). The record is from RefSeq and is a predicted model, not a curated record. Gene Ontology annotation, molecular function: GTP binding; GTPase activity. Gene Ontology annotation, biological process: small GTPase-mediated signal transduction. NCBI's taxonomy places the organism in Eukaryota, Metazoa, Arthropoda, Arachnida, Trombidiformes, Tetranychidae.
UCUGUGAGUAGAACAGUGAAACAGAAAGUGUUGAUCUUUUCUCUCUUUCUUUUACUCUUUCUCAUUUUAAGCAUCCAUAAGCAUAAAUCUGUCUAUCUUAUUUUCUGUUUCUUUUUUUCUCUGUUUUUUUUCAACCUCACCUCACCUUACCUAGUACCUUAGUUUUUUUUAAUUAGAGCGGAAAUGGCGGCCAUCAGAAAGAAAUUAGUAAUUGUAGGAGACGGUGCAUGUGGUAAAACCUGCUUGUUAAUUGUCUUCAGUAAGGAUCAGUUUCCUGAGGUCUAUGUGCCAACCGUUUUUGAAAACUAUGUUGCUGACAUUGAGGUUGAUGGUAAACAGGUUGAAUUGGCAUUAUGGGAUACUGCUGGACAAGAAGAUUACGACAGGUUACGUCCCCUUUCUUACCCGGACACUGAUGUCAUCUUAAUGUGCUUCUCAAUUGAUAGUCCAGACAGUUUAGAAAAUAUUCCGGAAAAGUGGACACCUGAGGUACGGCACUUCUGCCCCAAUGUACCCAUUAUACUUGUUGGAAAUAAGAAAGACCUUCGUAAUGAUAGCCAUACUAUUAAGGAGUUAUCAAAAAUGAAACAGAAGCCGGUAACACCAGAGGAAGGCCGAGCUAUGGCUGAGAAGAUAAACGCCUAUGGUUAUUUGGAAUGCUCUGCUAAAACCAAGGAAGGUGUCCGAGAAGUCUUUGAGACGGCAACUCGCGCUGCUCUCCAGACUAAAAGGAAGAAGAGGACGAAGUGUCUUAUCUUUUAAUUGUCGUUAUUUUGCAAUGUUUCACGCUUUUAUCCCCUUUUUCGGUGGAAAAUUGAUACACACAACACCGCCAAACAAAAUUUCUCCUACAUCUCUCCCCUCUAUAUAUCUGUCAAGCCUCUCACCUCUUGAACCUUCUCUCCAAUCUCUCUUUCUCUUUUUUCUUUCUCUCUCUCUCCUUGUCUCAUUUAUGAAUCAAAUUUUUGUGAAAAUUAGUAAUAAAACUAUCAAUUGAUUAAAAAACACCACCAAACAAGAUAUAUCUAGAA